Molecule: messenger RNA, 1553 nt
Organism: Bradysia coprophila
Lineage: Eukaryota; Metazoa; Arthropoda; Insecta; Diptera; Sciaridae
Source: RefSeq, a predicted model, not a curated record
GAAAUGAAUAUUUAUAUUGCAAAAUGGGUGCUUUCACUUUUUUUUCUCAUUUUAAUUUUCGAUAAUGUUCCCAUGUGCUGGGGGAGACGAGACAACGUGUGUGUAUGUAUACCGAAAAUAUGGUGAACCGAGGAAAUUUUGGUCGGAUUGCUAAGGAACCGGCAGAUCGAAUGGCGAUCGUAUAAAUAUGGAACUUUUCGGGUUAUCGGACAUCAGUCGUUGAUUAACAACAUAACAAGAAAGAUGAAGGUGUUCGUGUGCCUUCUAGCUGUGGUAUCCUAUGCAUCGGCAGGCCUUUUGUUCGGAGGAGGUGGCGGAGGAGGAGGCGGUGGAGGAGGAGGAGGUUGGUCUAGCGGAGGAGGUGGAGGCGGAAGUGGAGGAGGAGGAUGGUCUAGUGGAGGAGGUGGAUGUGGAGGCGGCGGAUGUGGCGGCGGCGGCGGAGGAGGAGGAGGAGGAAAGCUGCUGAAAGUUAUUAAGAUUAUCGAUAAUGGAGGUGGUGGAGGUGGUGGCCACGGAGGCGGCGGCGGCGGUGGUGGUCAUGGAGGCGGUGGUUGGUCCUCAGGCGGAGGAGGAGGAGGAGGCCAUGGUGGAGGUGGAGGAGGAUGGUCUUCUGGCGGCGGUGGUGGAGGUGGUCAUGGAGGUGGAGGCGGCGGUGGAGGCGGAGGACAACUAAUUAAAGUUAUUAAGAUUAUCGAUAAUGGCGGUGGUGGCCAUGGAGGUGGUCAUGGUGGCGGUGGACACGGACAUGGUGGAGGUGGCGGAGGACACGGAGGUGGCGGAGGCGGCGGAUAUGGAGGUGGCGGUGAAGUCAAAGUUAUUAAAAUCAUUCAUGCCGGCGGAGAUGGAGGACAUGGAGGUGGAGGCGGAGGUGGACACGGACACGGUGGAGGUGGAGGAGGACACGGAGGCGGCGGAUAUGGAGGUGGAGGUGGCCACGGAGGAGGCGGCGGUGGUGGCGGUAGUGUCAAAAUCAUAAAAAUUAUUGAUGGAGGAAACGCUGGAGGAGGCGGUGGUCACGGAGGCGGAGGUUAUGGCGGCGGUGGUGGCCAUGGAGGUGGAGGAUAUGGCGGCGGCGGUGGCCAUGGAGGUGGAGGAUAUGAUGGAGGACAUGGAGGUGGCGAUUCUUACCAAAUUGUUCCAGUACCAAUUGACGUAGGAGGUGGCGGCGGAGGAUAUAGUGGAGGCGGAGGAUAUGGAGGCGGCGGAGGUGGAGGAUGGGAUGCAGGAAGUUCAGGCGGCGGCGGAGGUGGAGGAUGGGAUGCUGGAAGUUCAGGUGGAGGAGGCGGCGGUGGAUGGGAUGCUGGAAGUUCUGGAGGCGCUGGAGGUGGAUGGGACUCAGGCAGCAGUGGCGGCGGAUACCACUACUAGUUUUUGUUAUACGGAAAAUGGUUAAUUGGACUUGCGGAAAAUGUUUUCUCUCGACUAUCGAGAAAAUGCAAUUCAACCCAUCAGUCAUUUGAUGUACUUGUUGUAUAUAUUUAUUUUCCAUUGUUAUUGUUAAAUUUGUUCGACUGAAUUCUAAUUGAAAUAAGAAAAUACCGUUAAUUCGAAAA